Colletotrichum paranaense is the source of this 1557-nucleotide messenger RNA. Its product is annotated as C6 zinc finger domain-containing protein. Bases 1 to 1557 code for a protein of 518 amino acids. Gene Ontology annotation, biological process: regulation of DNA-templated transcription. Lineage: Eukaryota; Fungi; Ascomycota; Sordariomycetes; Glomerellales; Glomerellaceae. The transcript has 4 exons. The record is from RefSeq and is a predicted model, not a curated record. Gene Ontology annotation, molecular function: DNA-binding transcription factor activity, RNA polymerase II-specific; zinc ion binding.
AUGGCGCCAUCACCAGAGCCGCGCACCUCUACUGGUGCGUCAAAGAGCCUCGACGACAAUAGCGCCGGCAGCGGCAGCACCAGGCGAUUUUGCUGGGAAUGUCAGCGCCGGGGCUUGGUCUGCGAUUCUAAACGUCCCGUAUGCUCCAGGUGUAAGCUUAGCGGCAUAGUGUGCCCUGGGUAUGAGAAUGUGAAGCCUUUGACCUGGGUGGCCCCUAAUCAGGUCACGACGCGGACAUGGAGGGGCGGACGAAAACCGAAAACUGAUAAAAUCGACAUCGCCAAGAAGGGUUUGAAAGGCAGCGGCAAAAAAAAGGCGAUACCGAAAAUUCCAGAAGAAGAAGGCCGCCGAGUACAGCUCAUCCAUGUAUUCCCCGGACAAGAGCUCCGGACGGAAACAUGCGACAUUGCUGAGGCUUCACUUUAUUGGAACGAACAGGUUUACCCAUACUUCUACGAGAACCAGCUCACUAAGAGCCCGUGGGUUGUACCAAUUUCCCACAUCCACGCUAUGAAACCAUACCGACGGCAUGGCCUAGUCACUAUGGCAAUCGAGCACCGGAUGUCACGCCUAUCGCCUGCAAGGAAUGACGCUUACGCAAUUGAGGUCAGAGCUAGGGCCUAUCAGCAUCGUCUUACAGCGAUCCAGGCUUUAAAUAAGGACAUCGAGAACGAGAGUACGCGAUGCUCUGAUGCAACUCUGGCUGGCGUAAUCGUCUUCCUUUUCGGUGAUCUUAUGGGGAGUGCAACAGAGCCUAACUGGCGUGUCCACUUGAAUGGGUUUGCUGCGUUGAUUGCUAUGCGUGGCGGUUGGGAUGCGUUCUGCCAAAAGUCGCCGCAUCUCAAGUCCCUAGUGUUAUUCUGUAAAGUCAUCGAGAAUCUCGCCAAUACAACUAGCCCCGCCCACGAUCAAUUAUCGCCAGUCGCAAACUUCAAGAUACGGAAUGUAGUAAGGGAUGUAUUCUCGAUUGGAUAUUAUCCCCAGCUUCCAUGUCCAGUCGACUUACUCAUCGACAUCAUUCACAUCAACCGCCUUCGCUUCCAAGCAACGUGCAUUCAGUCUGGAGGACCUCUCACCUCGAUCAGGAUUGAAGCAGAGCGUCUUUUAGAUAAGAUUUUGGACUAUUCACCUGAAGUUUGGUCUAGUAGCGCGGAACCUUUAGCAGAUGGACACCUCUUAAUGGCCAAGACCUAUCGGUCAGCCGUGGCACUGUUCGGUGUUUCCUCUCUACAAAGUGUGAAGGUCAUUCCUUUCUCGAAAGAUUGGAUGACCGUCAAGGAAACCCAUCGUGACAGGCUGUUUUCUUUUCUCAAAGCCUCGCUUGCCUCUUCAGCCUUGAAGAUCUGCACCACAUGGCCAAUGGUUGUAGCCGGGUUCGAGGCGAAGAGUGGAAACCUGUCCAUGCGGAGCUUCGUUCUGGGGCGUAUGAAGGAAGACAGUCAGAGGAUGGGAAUCUAUCUUCCAGUCGCAGCUAAAGAGGUCCUAGAGAGAUUUUAUGCCUCUGCAGGAAACACCUGGGACGAUUGUUUCGACAGUCCUCAUGCGUUGUUCACGUAG